AUUGUUUAUUGGCGCUGAACUAUUGGUCGUAUUGAAAAAAAUGUCUAAAGAUUAUGAAAAUUACGAGCAACUGUUUUGGGAAUGCAUGAUUUACCUGGAACAAUGUUUCUACAAAUGGUUAUCAUUCUUACCACAAUACCAGAUAUUGAAGGAUAACGAAAAAAUUCGAAUAAAACAAAAAUAUUUCAGACGGGGUACAAUCAUGGAAAUGGUAGAGAGAUCACUACCAGUUCACGACGUUUUAAGACUGCAUAAAGCAUUUUUCGAUCCUUUUAGUUACGUUAAUGGUGAUUUUGUGGAAUUCUCACAAAAGAUCUUGCAGUUUACCAUAGAAUUAAGACAUUUUAUUAUAUCAGAUGAACAUUUUCAAGUUGUCAAACUACAGUUGAUAUUUAAAGAUGGAAUUAUAGGAGAUGGAAAAGCAAAAUUAACAAUGAAUUAUAUGGACAUGCUUGAAGAACUGGAAGAACUGAUGAUAUACUACGAACAUGAUCAUCAUAAAUCACUUAACAAGACUGAAAAAGAAGAACUUAUGCAAUAUCAUUUGGUAUCGAAUUACAGUAAACCUUCCCUCAAUAGAGAUUUCUUAUCACUCGAUAUAUUUCUAUCGGGAUAAGAGUAAUUUCUUUUAUAUAGAAUAAUACUCUCAAUGUUGAAGUAUAUAUUGUUCAGUUGAAUGUUUAAUAAAUUGUAUUAAUAUAAAUCACUUUAAAGCAAGUUUUUUUCCUGCUAUGUUUAGUUGGCAACAUAUUCUGAGAAAUUUAUUAAAGAUAUUUUAUUGAAAUAAUUUCAUUUUGGUUCAAAAUAAAGAAAUAAUUCUGUAAACUCUCUUGUUAUACGUUUAUUUUAUAAUUUGCUAUCAAAGAAGUUUAUAAUGACGAUUAAGGUUAUUAGCAAUUCUUAGUGUCACAUGAAAGCAGACAGUUCGUUGGAUUCAAACUGUCAAAGAACAUUUUAUGUAGGGGAGUAAGCUGCUAACCACGAUUUUAUAGCAAGUGACUCUGGAUAAUUCAAGAUGUAGUAAGUUUAUUAUUUUUAAGACUUUUAACAGUUCCUGAUAUAAUUAAAUUAAGAUUAAAUCACAAAAUAAUUGCAGAAACAGCAGCAAAUGUAUACCUUUCACUAAGUAUUUACUUGUUAUA
Molecule: messenger RNA, 1142 nt
Organism: Centruroides sculpturatus (bark scorpion)
Lineage: Eukaryota; Metazoa; Arthropoda; Arachnida; Scorpiones; Buthidae
Exons: 5
Coding region: 41-616 (191 amino acids)
Source: RefSeq, a predicted model, not a curated record